Verruconis gallopava is the source of this 728-nucleotide messenger RNA. RefSeq lists its product as uncharacterized. The record is from RefSeq and is a predicted model, not a curated record. Bases 118 to 633 code for a protein of 171 amino acids. The transcript has 2 exons. NCBI's taxonomy places the organism in Eukaryota, Fungi, Ascomycota, Dothideomycetes, Venturiales, Sympoventuriaceae.
UUUUCUUUUUUUUUUUUUUCCCCUUCACACAUCAUCCGUCCCGUAUCGUACAAGAGAAACGACAGCCUUUCGGAGCGACGAGUCCCAGUUCACAGUUUACCCAGACGCGGCCGGAUCAUGCCUCUCUACUUGGUGUCGCACGCGCAGGACCUGACGGACGAGCAGCGGGACAGGCUGGCGCAGGGCAUCACGAAGAUCCACACGAGCAUAUUCACCGCGCCGUCCCUGUUCGUCAACGUGCGCUUCAGCCCGGCUUCUCAAUACGUCGGCUACGUGGGCGGCAAGCGCUCCACCGUGAGCUCCAUCACAGGCCACGUGCGACACGGACCUUCGCGCACGCAGGUCAUGUACGAUGAGUUGACGAGCAGCAUCAGCAAGCUGUGGGCCGAGACGGUCGAGAGUGACCGCGACAUACGUAUUUUCAUCAUGGGCGACAUUGUGGCUGGAUACGAGCAGGGCGUAUCUCUGCCACCGGCUGGAGGGGACAAGGUCUGGUUGAAGAACAAUCUGCCCUAUUUUGAGAAGAAGGCCGCGGAGGGAAAUCAGCAGAUGAAGGACCUACUGGAGGAGAUCAAGGAGAGGAAACUGCUAGACUGGAGUCCGGUUGCUGAUGAGAUCGUGCGCAAAGAGUAGACAUGAGGCUCCUUUCUCUGCGUAGCAAGUACUUUGUAAUCGGCAACUGAGCAUAAGAGAGAGAGAGAGAGAGAGAGAGAGAGAGAGAGAGAGAG